GCGGCAGCAGGCAAGCGGCGGCCCCACGAGGCCAUGAAGGUGAAGCAGGGCGGCAGCGGGGCCGGGACGGGGGCGGAGUCCGCUCCAGGGGCCUCGGGCCCAAGCGUGGAGCCAAAGCCAGAGCCGCAGCCACAGGCGGAAUCCGAGUCUGGGUCCGAGUCGGAACCGGAGGCAGGCCCAGGGCCCAGGCCGGGGCCGCUGCAGAGGAGGCAGCCGAUCGGGCCGGAGGACGUGCUGGGGCUUCAGCGGAUCACGGGCGACUACCUGUGCUCCCCGGAGGAGAAUAUAUAUAAGAUCGACUUCAUCAGGUUCAAGAUUCGGGACAUGGAUUCAGGCACUGUCCUCUUUGAAAUCAAGAAGCCCCCAGCUUCAGAGCGGUUGCCCAUCAACCGGCGGGACCUGGACCCCAAUGCUGGGCGCUUUGUUCGCUACCAGUUCACGCCUGCCUUUCUCCGCCUGAGGCAGGUGGGAGCCACGGUGGAGUUCACAGUGGGAGACAAGCCAGUCAACAACUUCCGCAUGAUUGAAAGGCACUACUUCCGAAACCAGCUGCUCAAAAGCUUUGACUUCCACUUUGGCUUCUGCAUCCCCAGCAGCAAGAACACCUGUGAGCACAUCUACGACUUCCCGCCUCUGUCUGAGGAGCUGAUCAAUGAGAUGAUCCGUCACCCAUACGAGACACAGUCUGACAGCUUCUACUUCGUGGAUGACCGGCUGGUGAUGCACAACAAAGCAGAUUAUUCCUACAGUGGGACGCCCUGACCCUGUAGAUGCUCCCUACCCCACCCAGGAAGGUCCUGGGCCCUCAGCUGUGACUUCCCCAGCACUCACCUCUCAAACCCACGUCUUCUGCCUGGGGAGUGUCCCAGGAGCCCUGGACCCUGAGUCAAUGUUGGGAGGGAGGGUGCCUGAUGUCCUCAGUCCAAGCCUAUAAAACUUACGGGUUCUGGCAUCUGGGGUGGGGCAGGGUGGUAGAGGGGCUCUUUGCCUCCAUGUCCAGGAAGGCCUCCUGUGGGAACAGACAGGACUUCUGGACAGCCUAGCUGAGCCUCUUGGCUGUUUCAGAAUAGUGUGCGUCAAUCCCGGCUUUGACUAGGCCAGGGCAGGGACCCAUUCCUUGUCUCCUGACAACCACCAACAGGCCAUCUAGAUUUGUUAAUUCACAGAUGAAGAUCCACGAUGGGGCCUGGCUGCCAAGCUUCCCAAGGGAGUCUGGACCCUGGCGCCAGCCCUGGCCUCCACCGUCAGGGGCCAAGAUACUGCCUGAGGUGUGGGAG
Pteronotus mesoamericanus is the source of this 1277-nucleotide messenger RNA. It is a transcript of the gene UNC119, whose product is annotated as unc-119 lipid binding chaperone. The coding region runs from base 34 to 762 and encodes 242 amino acids. Gene Ontology annotation, molecular function: lipid binding. The record is from RefSeq and is a predicted model, not a curated record. Gene Ontology annotation, biological process: nervous system development; negative regulation of clathrin-dependent endocytosis; mitotic cytokinesis. Gene Ontology annotation, cellular component: centrosome; spindle pole; spindle midzone. The transcript has 5 exons. NCBI's taxonomy places the organism in Eukaryota, Metazoa, Chordata, Mammalia, Chiroptera, Mormoopidae.